UCAGCAAAUAUUCGUAUUCAUUCGAUACAAACUAGCCAACCGCAUCGAUUGUGCUAAGGCAAUACAAAGUUCAUAUUCGUUGUGACUUUCGAGCAGAAACCACACACAUUUUUUCUGCUCUUCCGCGUUGAACAAUUUCUUUUUUAAAUCGAAAGUUAGGGCAUUUAUUCAAGUGUCAUUUCAAGUUCAGUCAUUUUUGUCUGGGUUUUUUUAUUUUGUGGAACAAUCGAAGAGAACAAAUAUGGCAUCAAUUAAGGAGCAACUAUUUUCUGAAGUGGCAGAAAGUGAGCCAUCAUCUGUCAACAAAGUGACCGUCGUUGGUAUUGGCCAAGUCGGUAUGGCUUGUGCAUUCAGUAUUUUGACACAGAAUGUUUCAAGUGAAUUGGCUUUGAUUGACGUAGCCGUCGAUAAACUCCAAGGCGAACUUAUGGAUUUGCAACAUGGAUCCGCAUUCAUUAAAAAUGCCAAAAUCCAUGCCGAUACCGACUUUUCGGUGAGUGCGGGUUCACGUUUGUGCAUCAUUACUGCCGGUGCUCGUCAACGUCCAGGCGAGAGCCGAUUGGAUUUGGUUCAGCGUAACACUGACAUUUUCAAGGGCAUCAUCCCAAAAUUGGUUGAAUACAGUCCAAACACCAUUUUAUUGGUUGUUUCGAAUCCCGUAGACAUUUUGACCUAUGUUGCCUGGAAAUUGAGCGGUUUGCCAAAGAACCGUGUCAUUGGUUCGGGCACCAAUUUGGAUUCGUCGCGUUUACGUUUCCUUAUGAGUCAACGUCUGAACAUUGCUCCAACCUCAUGCCACGGCUGGAUCAUUGGCGAACACGGUGACUCAAGCGUUCCCGUUUGGUCGGGUGUCAAUGUCGCUGGUGUGCGUUUACGUGAAUUAAAUCCACAGGUUGGCACUGCCGCCGACCCAGAGAAAUGGAAUGAAUUGCACACAGAGGUUGUGAACAGUGCUUAUGAAGUAAUCAAAUUGAAGGGAUACACUUCAUGGGCAAUUGGCUUGAGUGUUGCCGCACUCACUUCGUCCAUUUUACGUAACACCAACAAUGUGCAUGCCGUUUCCACCUUGGUCAAUGGUGAACAUGGAAUCAAGGAGCCAGUUUACUUGUCAUUGCCAUGCGUUUUGAACGCCAACGGUGUGUCACAUAUCGUCAAGCAGAUUCUCACCGAAGCUGAAACGGAACAAUUGCAAAAAUCGGCUGCAUUAAUGCACCAAGUUCAACAAGGUCUCAAAUGGUAAAUCGUCCACAUUUACCAAAACAAUUUACAUUUGUCACAUACGAACCUAGACUAAAACCACCACUCAAUCCAUUAAGAAAAAAAGAGAAGAAAAAAAAACAACAACAAAAAAUCCCUAUCAACAUUUACACAUUGGAAUAUUAAUAAUUUAUUUAUCGAUCCCUACUUAUCUAGUAAGAUAAGCUAUUGAAUACGAUGUAAUUUUACGAAUUGAUAAGCAUUAAAAUGGAAAGCCCUAAAUUGCAUAUAUGAGAUAAUUAGAUUAAAUUUUCUGCAUGCUCGUCGAACGAGUGUUUUCCUUCAUGCAAAUAAUAAUAAUAAAACCAAACAAAAAAAAAACUUAAAUUAAUUGAACACUUUUACAUUGAUUAGAAAUUGGUAUGUAUUAAUGAAUACUUGUCUCAAUUUGAACAAGCAAAAAAGAAGAAGAAGAAGAAGUAACGAUGAUUUAUUGUAUGUUUUUCACUUUAUGAAUUGGCAUUUUAAUGAGAUGUGGAAUUCGAAGUAAUUAGAUGAAAUUUUUGCCAAAAUUUUUAAAUUACUGAAAUUCGGACAAACUCAAAAAUUGACACAAUCUACCUCAAACCAGUUAAAGAAAAAUACGAGCGACUAUUAGUCAAAAGUAAUGUAAAGUAAAGCUAAAAAAAACAAUUGAACCAUGUGAAUGGAUUGGUUUUUAAUCACACCAAAACACACACACAGUCACGUAUAUACACAUACACAUACACUUUAGAUAAUCUAAUUCAGAAAAUGCAUGUUCAUGUCUUCAUCCAAUCUGAUGAAUCGUUUAUCAAUCGGAUUCACAUAUUUCGAUGUGAUUAGAACGAAAACAAACAGAACAAUCUAGAAAAUGAAUCAAAAGUCUAGUAAAAUGUUGAAAUUCUUGGCAUUUCCAUGGCAAAUUCGGUGUGGAAGUAGCAUAAUAAGUCAAUAUAGAUAUUGUUGUUAGUGAAAUAAAAGAAAACAAAUGGAACAAAAAUGUUCAUUAGAUUAAAUAGAUGAUGGUAACUCUUUACUGGCACCGUAUCAACAUUAUAAAAAUGCACACAAACACAAAAUCCAAUAAAAAGUAAUUGAGCAAAA
Messenger RNA from Sitodiplosis mosellana (orange wheat blossom midge), 2322 nucleotides. Its product is annotated as L-lactate dehydrogenase. The record is from RefSeq and is a predicted model, not a curated record. NCBI's taxonomy places the organism in Eukaryota, Metazoa, Arthropoda, Insecta, Diptera, Cecidomyiidae. The transcript has 6 exons. Gene Ontology annotation, biological process: carboxylic acid metabolic process. Gene Ontology annotation, molecular function: L-lactate dehydrogenase (NAD+) activity. The coding region runs from base 242 to 1240 and encodes 332 amino acids. Gene Ontology annotation, cellular component: cytoplasm.